AUGACUGACAUUUUGUAUCGGCUUCAACAUCAUCAAAAUAGUGAUAGGAUUUAUGAUCCUGAGAAAUUUCUUAAUAUUGUUUCUUUUCAAGCACCCGAGUUACACCAAUUUUUUGAUAUGUUAUAUCAAUUAACAAAUCCAGCUGGAAAAUGUGAAAAGACAAAUACUAUUAGUAAAAAUCGGAUUGUAGUUCUUUGUUAUCAGCUUGCUUCUUUACGUAAUAAACAAAUGACUUUACUUAAACAUGAUGUUGAUUUAUUUUUUCAACAUUCGGGACUAUCAAAAAAAGGAAUUGAUACUUUAUCAAAUAUGGAAAUUUUAACUACUUUUAAGACAGUUAAUCAAACUAGAAUUAAUUGA
Messenger RNA from Funneliformis mosseae, 360 nucleotides. Lineage: Eukaryota; Fungi; Glomeromycota; Glomeromycetes; Glomerales; Glomeraceae. The record is from the annotation of a GenBank genome assembly.